Molecule: messenger RNA, 1182 nt
Organism: Phytomonas sp. EM1
Lineage: Eukaryota; Euglenozoa; Kinetoplastea; Trypanosomatida; Trypanosomatidae
Source: the annotation of a GenBank genome assembly
AUGGCCCACGCCCUCUUACCUCUUGGGCCUCGUCGAUACCUAUGGCUCCCUUUGUUCCUCCUCCUUCUUUCUCGGCUGGCGGUCCCCGUUGAGGGGCUUGAGUUCGCGACGGUGGUGAAUUUUUUCGCCCUCCAAGACCCCCUCGCGACGAAGGAGAACAGCGAGACGCUGUGUAAGGGAAUGGGGGGGUUCCUCGCGACGGAGCCGACGCCGGCCGCUCACGCCGCCGUCGUCGCGGCCGCCCAGGAGGCAGGGGGGGGGAACGAGUGGUACGCCUUCCUCGGCGCCGAUACCCGCGAUCCGACGCGAAAAUUCUGCCCGAAGCCGUUCCCGGAGGAGUUCCACCACGGCGGCGCCACCUGUGAUUGCUACUGGCGGUGGAAUCAAGGGCGGUGGCGGGAGCUCCAGGACGACCGCACCCGUCGUUUCUUCACCCCGGGCAUCGGCGUCACGUUUUUUAUCGGGAACCAUUUCCGGCUGGAGGCGUCCGAGGUGGGGCCGGUGUCGGGGUUUGCUUCGUAUUUUCCCGCCCCCUCGACGACCGACGCGGAGCGUCGGCCGAAUUGUCUGCUUGGGAACGAUCUCCUCGCCAUCGGCAACGGGGCGGGGUCGAUCUGGUCGGAUAACCUCGCCACCGGGGGCUACAGCUACGCGGGGUACGCCUACUCCGAGGUCAUCUCCCUUUGCGUGUGGAAUGAAUCCGCACGGGCCGCGACGAAGUCGAAAUUCCUCGCCAUCUGCGAGAUUCAGGCCCCGACGCGGGGGAUUUCUGAGGUCGACGUGCACGACGCGGCGCCGGAGUCGACGUGGUGGGUGGUGUACUUCUCCCUCCUCUUCGUCGCCCUCUUCAUUAUCUUCCUCAUCGUCUGGCGAUGCCAGGAUCGGGAGGACGGGGAUGAGCCCUUGGAGGAGGCCCCGGACUGGGUGCAGCAGGAGGCCGGGGGGCUCGUCCGGAGCAAGUCUUGCGUCAGCCAGCGGAUGAUCGAGUGCCCCGUUGGGAACAUCCUCGCAGCCCCUCACCCGUGCGCCUCAGGUCGUUGGAAUGCCUCGCAGAUAGAUAUGGAUCGCGUUCGCGCGGCUUCCAUGCGCAGCAUGCGAGACUUCUCCCCUACCGAGGGAAUUCCCGCUACCGACUUUUCGCGCGUGUAUGUUCUGGACCGGAAGGGAAGUCAUGUGGAUUAG